AUGAGUAAAAAGUCGAUAAUAUUAUCUCCAUUAAAACGACCGUCGACUCGUUCAUUAUCAUCAACUGCAAAACCUUCACAAGAAGAAGAUAAAUAUACAUUUCAAUCUGACGACGAAGAUCACAAUACAAAACCUACACUUGUACGUAAAUCGAAUACACCGAUUCUAUCCAAACGUCCACGUGGUCGUCCACCAAAAACUCCCAAACUCGAAGAAACUCCUAUACGUGCAUCAAUAUCUUCAUCCAAUAGUGAAGUAGAAGAAAAGAAACGUCCAGGCAAACGUUCAUACGAAAAACCAGUUACACGUCGUGCAUCACGUCUUGGCUCUCAAACCAACACACCUGUCAGUCAAAUUCGUGAAAAAAUAAAAAUAAAUUCAACUCCUCCAAUUAUCAUUACACCGAAAAAGCGUGGUCGAAAACCAAAAAUGCUUUCAACAACGUCUUCAACAUUAGAUGAACAACAAAAAAAUGAAACAGAAAAUGUUGUUCCAUCUCCAUCAAUAAAACGUCAAUAUAUUAAAAAGUCCAUGGAAGAUAAUACUAAUACAAAAGUUGAUGAUAAAGAUCUUAUGCAAUUCGGUUCGCCAGAACAAGACGAUUUUAGUGAUGAUUCAGUUGAUUUUGUGUGGAAAGGUUCAAGUAAAAUGUCCAUUGAAAUACUUAAACGUCGUAUCCCAAAAGAUGAAACACGUGAUCAAUAUUCAUCUUCAACAAUACAAUCAGAUCCAACGGCACAACGUAAACGUGCUAUUAUACCACGUUUAACGAAUUUUGAUGCUUUAUCAGGACAGCCAAUUGAUAAUUCAGCAGCAAAUAAUGAUACAAAUAAUAAUACUGAAGAACGUUCAACGAAAAAAAGUAGCUCUGUUAUUACAUUAAAUAAUGCAUUUCAAAAUGAUUUUGAUUAUUCAUAUAAUGAUAUGGGUACAAAAAUGAGUACAACAACAACAACAGGCGAAGAUGAUAAACCUCGUCCUCGUGUUUAUGCAGUUAAAAGUACGACACUGAAAUCACGUUUUCAACCACAACCUCAACAGCAGCAACAACAACAACAGCAGCAGCCAGAUAUAAAACGACCUAAAUGGAUGAGUGAUCAACAGGGCAAAGCUGAUGAAGAGGAAGAGGUAGAACAUUUGCCAACAACUACUGAAGAACCUACUGAUUAUGAUUAUGUACCCAAGGGUAAUUAUUUGCCAAAACGUCCAAAUUAUCGUGGACGUGGAACUUAUCCUGGCCGACGCGGAACAGGUAUGCGUGGACGACCACCAGGUUCAAGACGUCAUUGGAAUAAUGAUGAUGACGAUGAUGAUUAUGAUCAGUAUGAAGAUGCCAAUUCACGAUAUGGCCCAAGAAAACAAACUGCUUAUAGAUCAACAAGACCUAUGUAUGACAUGGCUGAUGAUGAGGAAUAUGAUAAAAAUCGUCGUAUGAGUUUAACACAAGCUUAUCGUCGUAAUAAUGAUGUCCGACAACCAAUUGGGAAUCGUCGUAUUGGAAUGAACAAUGGAAAUCAUCCAGUAUAUAAAGAUGAUGAUUAUUAUCAUCAUCAUCAACAACAACAACAACAGCACCACCAACAACAAUCACGUUCAACAACGACAACAACAAUGAAUCGUCUUCCAACAACGCAUACAACUUCGAUGAAUGCUGGUAAUACGUUUGUUGCAAAAAUAAAUGAUGCACAAUUAAGUGAUGGUGUUAAUCAAUCACAAAUAUUCUUUGUUAACAUGCCGCAACAAGAUCAAAAGAAUCAACAAGUUCUUUCUGUUCUUGCAUCUGAACAACAACAAGUUCUGCCAGUCGCUGUUGUUCAACAAGCGAAAGUUGAAAAUUCAUCAUCAUCAGCUAAUUCAGGAACAUCACAAAAUCAAACAUUAGCAUUUACAGUUAAGCUUCCUGUUGAUACACCGAAACAAAAGAAAAUCUUACCAAAGCCAUCAUCAACAAGUUCACAAGCCAAUUCAACAGCAUCCAACUCAGCAACAAACAAACCAUUUGCAUGGUCCCGUCCCCCAGGUCGUAUACAAAUAAAUAAUGAUGAUCAAAAUUCGGGUAAAGGUUUAACCAUAACACCAAUUAAUACAGAUUUAGAUACGAUGGAAGCCGCACAUGUUUUAGCAACAGCAGCCGAUGUCACAAUGGCCGCUGAUGCACGACGUAAAGCACAACAACAUGAUGAUGAUAUGAACAUGAUGAAUGAUGAAACACCAUCGAAUAUAGCUAACGAAGAAACUGUUCAAUGUGAAGAGGAUGGACAGAAAAAUCAAAUGCAACAAAUGGGCACAAUCACAGCUAAUAUUAUCGAUGAAAAUGGCGUUGAACAUACAGUUCUUCUAUCAACUGAAGAAGCACAGCAAUUGCUUGGUUCACAAGGAGCCAUUAUUGUCGAUGGGGAUGGUCAUCAAAUAUCAAUUCAACAAGCCCAAACUCAAACAUUUCUUUCUCCAUUUGCACUCGAUCAAGCACAAUUACAAGCAUUACUUGCUCAAGCUGGUAUCGAUCCAAAUACACCAUUGACAAUCGAACAGAUUGAUCCUAAUCAACAGCAACAACAAGUUGCGACUUUGUGUACAUCACCUGGUGGAACACAAUAUACAGUUCUUACACAAGGACAUCCUCAACAGCAACAACAAUUUAUUUUACAACAAGCCCUACCGGCCGAGCCUAUUGCACCACCUCCUCCUCCACCACCGCAACUCAUAGCUCCAAAAGAAGAUCCUUCGUCACCACCGAAACGUCGAGCAUUUGCGGUUAAAUCAACAAUGUCAACAGCAGCCGAAACAUUCGACGAUAUGAACGAAAGACCAAGACGCAAAAUCUUUGCAACUAAAUCAACUGUCACACCUAUUGAACAGAUGGAUGAUGAAGGUAUUACUGGUACUCGUGCAUAUCAUCGAAAAUAA
Molecule: messenger RNA, 2907 nt
Organism: Rotaria socialis
Lineage: Eukaryota; Metazoa; Rotifera; Eurotatoria; Philodinida; Philodinidae
Source: the annotation of a GenBank genome assembly